Molecule: messenger RNA, 5291 nt
Organism: Xyrauchen texanus (razorback sucker)
Lineage: Eukaryota; Metazoa; Chordata; Actinopteri; Cypriniformes; Catostomidae
Product: short transient receptor potential channel 4-like
Exons: 11
Coding region: 171-2867 (898 amino acids)
Biological process (GO): calcium ion transmembrane transport; manganese ion transport; regulation of cytosolic calcium ion concentration
Cellular component (GO): membrane; cation channel complex
Molecular function (GO): protein binding; inositol 1,4,5 trisphosphate binding; store-operated calcium channel activity
Source: RefSeq, a predicted model, not a curated record
CGUUGCGCAUUUUCGCGCUCUUUUCUCUGUGGAGGAGGCUGGAGUGUAACGGAUUUGGAGCUGUUGUAGAGCUGGACAUCUGUUGUUCAUUAGUUAGCUGGAUUCAGUCACGAGUCAGUGCAACAUCCAAAACCAACAGUUAAGUUUUCUUGCAUGAAGACACAGCAGCAAUGUCACAGCUCUACUUUCGCAGAACAGACAACUUCUCGAACAAUGACCGAAUUCCACUGCGCAUCGUUCGAGCCGAGUCUGAGCUUUCACCGCUGGAAAAGGCUUACCUGUGUGCUGUGGAGAAGGGCGACUAUGCCAGCAUCAAGCAAUCUCUGAUAGAGGCUGAGAUCUACUUUAAAAUCAACAUCAACUGCGUUGACCCUCUAGGACGGACAGCUCUGCUUAUUGCUAUUGAGAAUGAGAACCUGGAAGUCAUCGAUUUGCUGCUCAGUUAUAAUGUGUAUGUGGGGGAUGCUCUCUUACACGCCAUUCGAAAGGAGGUGGUGGGAGCCGUGGAGCUGCUUUUGAACCAUAAAAAGCCCAGCGGGGGCAUGCAGGUUCCUCCAAUUCUGUUGGACAAACAGUUCUCCGAUUUCACCCCUGACAUAACACCCAUCAUAUUGGCUGCACACACUAACAACUAUGAGAUCAUCAAGAUGCUGGUGCAGAAGGGUGUAUCUGUUCCCCAGCCCCACCAGGUGCGGUGCAACUGCAUGGAAUGUGUUUCCAGCUCAGAUGUAGACAGUCUGAGACAUUCCCGAUCCCGUCUCAACAUCUACCGGGCUCUGGCUAGUCCCUCACUCAUUGCCCUCUCCAGCGAGGACCCCUUCCUGACAGCCUUUCAGCUAAGCUGGGAGCUUCAGGAGCUCAGCAAAGUGGAGAAUGAAUUUAAGUCAGAGUAUGAAGAGCUUUCUCAACUCUGUAAGCAGUUUGUCAAAGGUCUGCUUGACCAAACGCGCAGCUCCAGGGAGCUUGAGUUGAUUCUGAACUACAGGGAUGCUAUGAAUUGUUUAGAAGAUGAAGGGUAUAAUGAUCUUGCAAGGCUGAAACUGGCUAUCAGGUUCCACCAAAAAGAGUUUGUAGCACAGCCAAACUGUCAGCAGCUGCUUGCCUCUCGCUGGUAUGACGAGUUCCCAGGCUGGAGACGCCGCCACUGGGCCAGCAAGUUCACCACCUGUAUGUUCAUCGGGAUCCUCUUCCCUUUCUUUUCCCUGUUCUACCUGAUCGCCCCCAAGAGCCACUAUGGCCUCUUUAUCCGAAAACCAUUCAUCAAGUUUAUUUGCCACACUGCUUCUUAUCUAACCUUCCUUUUGCUCCUGCUGUUGGCCUCCCAAAACGUGGUACCGGUUAUGGCUAAGCAGCAGGGCCCAGCGCCCACCACUGUGGAAUGGAUUAUUUUACCCUGGGUUUUAGGUUUUGUAUGGGCUGAGAUCAAACAGAUGUGGGAUGGUGGAUUUCAGGAUUACAUUCAUGACUGGUGGAAUCUCAUGGACUUUGUCAUGAAUUCUCUGUAUCUGGCCACUAUUUCGUUGAAGAUUGUAGCUUACAUUAAGGUAACCAAUAACUGCAAAGAUCGGAAGGACUGGGAGAUGUGGCACCCCACCCUGGUUGGCGAGGCCUUGUUCGCCAUUGCUAACAUCUUUAGCUCCCUUCGACUAAUUUCACUCUUCACAGCCAAUUCCCACCUCGGCCCUCUACAAAUCUCUCUUGGCCGAAUGCUGCUGGACAUUCUCAAAUUCCUCUUCAUUUACUGCCUGGUGCUACUCGCCUUUGCAAAUGGACUCAAUCAGCUGUAUUUCUAUUAUGAAUCUGAGGGUAAAAAUGAUACCCACAAUGUGACAUGCAAGGGCAUUCGCUGCUCAGAGCAGAACAACGCCUUCACCACUAUGUUUGAGACUCUACAGUCAUUGUUCUGGUCCAUAUUUGGUCUCAUUUCCCUGUAUGUGACAAACGUUGCCCCCAAUCACCAGUUCACCGAGUUUGUUGGAGCCACAAUGUUUGGUACCUACAACAUAAUCUCUCUUGUGGUUCUUCUCAACAUGCUUAUUGCUAUGAUGAACAACUCCUACCAACAUAUUGCAGAUCAUGCUGACAUUGAGUGGAAGUUUGCCAGAACUAAACUUUGGAUGAGCUAUUUUGAGGAGGGUGGCACACUUCCUCCUCCUUUUAACAUCAUUCCAAGCCCAAAAUCAGUGUGGUAUCUCAUUGGAUGUAUCAAGGGCUACUGCUUUAAUUUUCGAAACAGAAAAAGAACAGACACACUUGGAUCACUUGGGAUGCGAGCAGCUGAAAACAUCCUCUCAAAUCGUCACUAUCAGGAGGUGCUCAGAAACCUGGUUAAGCGGUAUGUGGCUGCAAUGAUCAGGGAUGCUAAGAAAGAGGACGGGUUAACAGAGGAGAACUUUAAGGAACUCAAGCAGGACAUCUCAAGCUUCCGUUAUGAGGUCAUGGGAAUGAUGAAAGGUACCAAACUUGGCAUGCCGACUUCAAAAGUUAGUACCGAAGCCUCAAACCUGGCAUAUCCUGACAAAUCACUGAAGUGUAAUCCUGCCCCAACUGGAAGUCAACUAAAGGGCAAAAAGAGACUACAGAGUGUCACCACCUCUAUCAUCCAGGAAGGCUGCACCAAAGCCAAUCCCUGGAAGCCAGGCCUAGUUGAUGGUUCAGUCCCAUACAGGACUGUUGGCUCUGGACUGAGCCAUCAAAUGAACUGCAAAGGGACCAACAACACAGAGGAGAUUUACUCUGUGCCAGAAGAAGUAGGUGAGCCUGAAACUGAAGAACAGAAUGAUGGUGAACAUAGAGGAAACCAAAAUUGUAGGGAAAUAAAGAACCAAAAUAAUGAAACCAAUGAGAGGAGGGAUAAAGUCACUUAAGACUAUGGAAAAGGAAGAUGAUAUUUUACACAAGCAUUAUAUACAUGAUGAAGUAAUUGAUGAGGCAAACAAUGGAUAGGAAGGAUGCAGAUUAUUGUAUAAAAACCCUGGAUGCUGCAAAAUGUAAUCCUGAAUGAAGAGAUGGUGAUGGCAGUAACAUAUUCCUUGGUUAAUGAACGCCCCUUGAGGUUUGCUGUUCGUGGAUAAAGGAAAUUAAUUUAAUCAAUACCACCACCUUGUCAGCCACAUGAUCCAGAACUCUCACUUCAUCCCAGAAGCAGCUGUGGUGAAUAUCAAGUGUAGGGUGCUGCAUCUAUAUUAUCCGAUCAUCAAGUGCAAUAUACUGGAGUCUCAGGGAUGAUCUCAUUUAGGAGUAAAUGGGUUCCAACGUUGUCAUUCACAGUAAUUUACACUACACCUAGUUUACACACCAUCUAAUUUAUUGCUGCCCUGCACCUUUCUGCUGAAUCAUAUAUGAAGGAGCAAUUGCUGGUCCCUUGCUAUUCUACCACUUUCAUUCUUGACUUACUAUGUUGAAGUUAGCAUUUUAUGCUAUCCACAUUUACCAUAAGUGAUGUCACUACUGUCAUACAACAUAAUAUCUUUAAUAGAUGUUACUAUGCAAAUAUUUACAACUUUUUAAACUUUUAAUCAUGUUUCACAUUGUGCAUGAUCAGAGGUGGGUAGAGUAGCCAAAAACUGUACUCAAGUAAAAGUACAAUUACUUAAAAGAAAUUACUCGAGUAGAAGUAGAAGUGCUAACAUAAAUAAUUACUUGAGUAAGAGUAAGAAAUUAUACAAUUAAAAUAGUACUCAAGUAGUGAAAGUAACUCGUUACUUUCACAAAUGUCAUUAUGGAUGCUAACUCCCUACAUUCCAUUAUAUAACACACAUUUAACAUGUAUUACAGAAUCAUCAUUAUUAUUAUUAUGAUUAAUAGACAUUCUGUCAUCAUUCACCAUCAGGUUGUUCCAAACCCGAAUUUUAGACAGAAUGUUAGCCUUGGUCACCAUUUACUUUUAGUGAAGGUGUAUUUUUUUCAAUAUAUUUUGAAAGUGACUGUCAGACCCUAACAUUCUGUCUAGCAUCUUUUGUGUUCCACAGAAUACAGGUCACAUGGGUUUGGAAAAAAAAAGAGGGUAGGGAACAGAUGAUGGAAUAUUAAAUUAUGGCUGAUCUAUAAUUUUAAAGAGGUAGUUCACCCAAAAAUGAAAAAUCUCUCAUCAUAUCACAGAUGUGUAUGACUUCCUUUCUUCUGUAGAACAUGAAUUAAGAUUUUUAGAAGAAUAUUUCAGCUCUGUAGGUAAGUACAAUGCAAGUGAAUGGGUGUUAAAAAUGUUAUGCUCAAAAAAGCAAAUGCAGGCACCAAAAAAGUAAUCCAAGUUAUAUUAAAUCCAUAUCUUUAGAAGUGAUACGAUAGGUGUGGGUGAGAAACAGAUCAAUAUUGAAGUCAUUUUUUGCCAGAAGUUUUUCUCCCACACAGAAGAAUGUGAAAGUGAUCUGUUCACACAUAUCAUACAGCUUCUGAAGAUAUGGAUUUACAUUCAGAAAGUAUUCAAACCCCUUAAUUUUGUUAUGUUGAAGCCUUAUGCUAAAAUGCUUUAAAUUAUUUAGUUUUUCAGUGGACAGCCAUUUUCAAGUCUCCAGAGAUGUUUGAUUGGGUUCAAGUCAGGCUCUCUUAUCAAGGCCUUUCUCCCCUAAUUGCUCAGUUUGGCCAGGCAGCCAACUCUAGGAAGAGUCCUGGUUGUUCCAAACCUCUUCCAUUUAAGAAUUGUGGAGGCCACUGUCCUCUUGAGAACCUUCAAUGCUGCCAGAUUUUUUUUGUAGACUUCCCCUGAUCUGCAGGCAGUUCCUUUGACCUCAUGGCUUGGUUUUUUCUCUGAUAUACAUUUUCAGCUGUGAGACCUAUAUAGACAGGUGUGUGCCUUUCCAAAUCAUGUCCAAAUCAUAUCCAAUCAAUGGAAUUUGUUACAGGUGGACUCCAAUCAAAGUUUAGAAACAUCUCAAAGAUGGUCCAGAGAAAUGGGAUGCACCUGAGCUAAAUUUCAAGUGUCAUAACAAGGGGUCUGAAUAAUUAUGUCAAUAUGAUAUUUAAGUUUUUUCUUUUUAAUACAUUUGCAAAGUUAUCAAAAAUCUGUAAAAAAUGAUCUGUUGUCAUUAUGGGGUAUGGAGUGUAGAUUGAUAUAUAAAAAAUAUGAAUAUUAAUAAAUAAUUAUUUAAAGCAUUUUAGCAUAAGGCUGCAACAUAACAAAAUGUGAAAAAAUGAAGGUGUCUGAAUACUUUCUGAAUGCACUGUAAAUGCUGUUUAACAAAGGAAUCUAGUCAUAACAACACUAGAUAAUCUGUAAUCAUUACACAAUACAAUAAAAUCAUGUUAAUCAUGUAUGAUUUAUGAUCCUCUUAUAAUUUUAAAGAGUAAAAGUC